AUGAACGACAGGUGCGAAGGAACAAUCGGUGGGCCAGAAGGGGGAACGAACGAAGAUGACUGGAGGGAAGCACGAAGGCUUUGCAGGUGGCAUGAGGUUUCAGUGAUCGAUCACGAGAAGGAUCGCCUUCUCCGAGGUUCGACGAGACCGAAGGGUAAAAGCCUCGAAGCUACCGUGGUCUCUGUGGGUGCAGCGAGGAGCUGCUCAAGCAGCUUCUCAGUUGCUUGCUUCAGUCCCAAUAGCUGGUUGCGUAGGAAAUACGAGGAAGAGGUACGAGCGGCAAGAGUCGGUUCGAUUGGAGAGACAGCAACCCCGGGAGGGUGUUUGGCGGCAAUUUUUCGACAGGGGGAAAAGAGGAAGGGCGAUGAGGAAGGUAUGAAAAAGAAUGAUGGUGAUGAGGCUCUUUUGCUGCUUGAGAUCAAAAGGAAGAAGAAGAAACGAGGCUGCGAUCGUUACAAAGAUAGAGAAGGGCAACAACCAUCUUCUUUGGCUGAAGAUCCAGAAACGGGAAAGAAAUGGACAAGUUGGAACUCUAUAAGGAUCUUCGUUGAUGUCAAUCCCUCCGAUACGCGCAUCGGGAGAUUGAUUGCUGGUGGUCUCGAAAGUUUUGCUUCGUUUGGACAUCACUGUGUAAUCGUCGGGAGUUUUUAA
Molecule: messenger RNA, 651 nt
Organism: Lactuca saligna
Lineage: Eukaryota; Viridiplantae; Streptophyta; Magnoliopsida; Asterales; Asteraceae
Source: the annotation of a GenBank genome assembly